Prunus persica (peach) is the source of this 525-nucleotide messenger RNA. RefSeq names its product pyruvate decarboxylase 4. Gene Ontology annotation, molecular function: carboxy-lyase activity; thiamine pyrophosphate binding. The coding region runs from base 1 to 525 and encodes 174 amino acids. The record is from RefSeq and is a predicted model, not a curated record. NCBI's taxonomy places the organism in Eukaryota, Viridiplantae, Streptophyta, Magnoliopsida, Rosales, Rosaceae. The transcript has a single exon.
AUGAGUAUGUUACUAAAUAUCUCUAAUCGUAAUGCCAUUUCUGACUCCCCCUCAUGCAAUGGCACUCAAAACCCAAGUACUCUUUGUCAUCACCUUGCUCGCAGACUUGUUCAGAUAGGAAUUACAGAUGUGUUCACUGUUCCGGGCGACUUCAACCUCAGCCUUCUCGACGGUCUUAUAGCCGAGCCGGAGCUCAACCUCAUCGGUUGCUGCAAUGAGCUGAACGCAGGCUAUGCUGCCGAUGGCUACGACAGGUCCCGUGGCGUGAGCGCUUGCGUUGUCACUUUUACUGUGAGUGGCCUUAGUGUUACCAAUGCCAUUACUAGGGCUUACAGUGAAAAUCUCGCUGUUAUUUGCAUCGUUGGCGGUCCUAAUUUGAAUGAUUAUGGCAGUAACCGAAUUCUCCACCACACCAUUGGAUUGGCUGACUUCAACCAAGAGCUCAGAUGCUUCCAAACUGUUACUUGCCAUUGCCACCAGGUUAGCUAUGCAUUACGACAAAUCAUUCAUGCAUAUUCAAACUAA